CAUAUAUUCUUGGAGAACAAAAUUUUUUAUUGAUUUGUCAAAAUUGAAAGAUAAAAUGUUAAACCUCCUAAACAAUGUGAUUUUACGUUAAAUCAAAAAGAGAAGCUAAAAUAAUCAUAUCGAAAGGAUUUCACCCAAAAAUGUAUGUUAAAAAACGCCGGGCGAUUCACCAUCCGCGAAUCUUCGCGGACGUUCUUCAAGCGAUUUUAGAUCUUCGCGAUAUAAGAGGAUCAAACAUAAAAACGAUUAUAGAUCAAAUUCAAACGCAUCUCGGAAAAAAUCAAAUAUGUAGAUCGAAAAAUAUCGCAAUGCAAGUUCAAAAAGCUCUCCGUCACGGCAUCAACAGUGGCGUUCUUGAACAUAAAGCCGGUAAAUAUAAAUUAACAUUCGGUAACAACCUAACAAACGCAACAAACGACGUCGACGAUAAAGACCGAAAAAAAUCGCCCCCUCAAGACCAAACAUGCGGCAGAAGAAAACGAAGAUGCGAUAACAAAUGCAUACCCCCAAAACCAAGAAGAUGUAGAACCCCAAAUAGACGACGAAGAUAUAGAAGACGUAGAAAACCAUGCCCAAGACACGACCUUUCAAAUAAAAGUUCCGAAACAAGCGGGAUGCAAAGCGACAAGAAAUCUCGAAGUACAUCUCAAACGCCGGAUGAACCAGGAUCGGAAAUAAAAAUUCAAGGUCGGACGAAACGAAAAGUUUAUAACGCUAGUAAAUUUAAAAAAAUCGAUAAGCCACGUUCGAAAUCGAAAAAACCAUCGCAACACAUCAAAAUUGAGCGGAAAUUGCGCAAGCCGAAUAAGGAUACUCAAAAACGUGGUUCUCCCGAGCCGGUUGAUCCGGAUACUAAUCGUUGUAGUGGAGAAGUUAACAAUCAAAAUGAUAAUAAAUCGAACGAAACCAAAAAGGAAAAUGAGAAACGGGAUGGCGAUCAAGAUCAAGAACAACAAGAUGAUGUGCCCUAUAAUAUGGAUUAUGAACACGAUUCUGACACAAGAUUACAACAAUGUGAUAAUCCCGAAUGUUUGUGUCAUUUAAAACACGAACAAGACGACGAUGAUAAUUGUUUCUGAAAUGAUAAAAUGAUACCUGUUUGUUUAAUAAGUAAUUUGUGAUUUUUUUCUUAAUAGUAAAAAUUAAACCAUCUAAAUAAUAAUAAAUAAAAAUAUUUAGAUUAAUA
Onthophagus taurus is the source of this 1186-nucleotide messenger RNA. RefSeq names its product histone H1, gonadal. Gene Ontology annotation, biological process: nucleosome assembly. Gene Ontology annotation, cellular component: nucleosome. The record is from RefSeq and is a predicted model, not a curated record. Gene Ontology annotation, molecular function: DNA binding. Lineage: Eukaryota; Metazoa; Arthropoda; Insecta; Coleoptera; Scarabaeidae.